Messenger RNA from Somion occarium, 431 nucleotides. The record is from the annotation of a GenBank genome assembly. NCBI's taxonomy places the organism in Eukaryota, Fungi, Basidiomycota, Agaricomycetes, Polyporales, Cerrenaceae.
GAUUAAGUUGUACAUCAAAAGCAUUGAGAUGCUAGUGAAUACGAACCACAACCAAUAUACUUCGCAGAUCGAAAUGAUCUAUAUCAGAAUACAAAUGGCGCAGGUUAGUUUCCCGCCGACGAGUGGCUACUCGUCGAUCGGUACUUAUCCCGAGGACCACGAAAAGGUCGACGCCCAGCUGGAGGACACCAAUAAAGGUGCCCGACAUCAUCCAGCCUCCCCCGAGGUACAUUGCGUGACAGCCAACAUGAAGAAACAUCAACUCCUCCCACCGCACAUACCGCGGCUCCAAUCCCACAUAAACAUCCCCCUGCGCCACACAGACCGUGGCUCCAGACCAACAUAAACACCUCGCGCCGUACAAGACCACGGCGCAACGACAUCCAACAUCCCCUGCGCCGUACAUACCACGGCUCCAAUCCAACACGAGC